AAAACCCAAACCAAGCCCUCUCUCUCUCUCUCUCUCUCUCUCUCUCUUCUUUCUCUCUCUAAAAUUCAGGUUUUCCCUGUCUCCAUCGCUUUGCAGCCCUCUGCUCUAAAAACUCUGCUACGAAUUGGGGGAAAAAAAAACCCUAUCAGAAAUCAGAGAGAAGAGCGUCGAACUUUCAGUUCGAACACCGACUCACAAAACUGGAGGAAAGCAAAAAAAGUAAAAAGAGAAAAAGAAUGGCUCCAGGUAAAGGAAAAGGAAAAUACGGCGGCAAAAAGAAGCAGAAGAAUGAGGGAAACAACUCAGAGGCGAAGCAGAAGAAUGGCGGAAAAACUCGACAAGAGAGAAAAAGUAAUUCUGAAGCCACUCGCAUUCGAGUUUCUCAGAUUCUCGAGCAAUUUCGAAAUUCCAAGGACGAGGUGCACACAUUUGAAAGUUUUCUGCCAAGGGAUGAGCGAGCUAUUGUGCACAUGCUAAGCAGUAAAAUGGGCAUGAAGUCGAAAAGUUCUGGGGUGGGACAAAAGCGACGAAUUUCUGUAACCAAGAUAAAAAGUGCAGUAGAACCUGUAAAAGGGAAGGAAAACCUCGUUUCUUUUAAAUUUUCGGAAGACUCGAAGGCUGUAUUACAGGAUUUAUUUUCUCGAUACCCGCCCGAUGAAGUGGAAAUGGCGGAGAAGAAAGUCGAAGAAAGUAGUGGACGAUCUAGUGCGGUAUUAGCAAUAGGAGAUGAUAUGUUCUGCAAACCUGUAAUGACCGAGUCUGAAAUUGCAAGCAAGGUGGAAUCACUUGCUUCAAAAAUGGAGAAGGGUCAAUUGAUCAAGAUAGCAGAGACUAGGUCGAGGCUUCCAAUUGCAUCUUUCAAGGAUAAUAUUACUUCUACAAUAGAAUCUAAUCAGGUUGUGCUCGUAUGCGGUGAAACCGGCUGUGGGAAAACGACACAGGUCCCACAAUUUAUUCUGGAUCAUGCAUGGAGUAAAGGACAGCUAUGUAAAAUAGUUUGUACUCAGCCUAGGCGAAUCUCUGCCACAUCAGUGGCUGAAAGAAUUGCUUCAGAAAGAGCUGAAUAUAUAGGCGAUUCUGUUGGAUACAAGAUUCGGCUGGAGACCAAAGGUGGGAGGAAUUCGUCUCUCGUGUUCUGCACGAAUGGGGUUCUGUUGAGGCUUCUAGUUGAGAAAGGAAGUACCAAAAAGAAGACAAAAUCUUCCAAAAAAAAGAAGCCAAAUGCCCUCUCGGAGAUAACUCACAUAGUUGUGGAUGAAAUUCACGAAAGGGACCGCUUCUCUGAUUUCAUGCUGGCAAUACUCAGAGACAUGCUUCCGUCUUAUCCCUCUGUGCGUCUGGUAUUAAUGAGUGCCACAAUCGAUGCAGAUAGAUUUUCAAAUUACUUUGGUGGCUGCCCUGUUAUUCAAGUACCAGGCUUUACCUAUCCCGUAAAAUCAUUCUACCUGGAAGAUGUACUAUCAAUAUUGAGAUUAGACAUAAAAAAAAAUGAAAGUGCGAAGCAAACUAAAACUAAUGCCAUCAAAACCUCUUCCUUAAUCGAGGAAUGUAGAGUUGCUCUCGACGAAGCUAUCGACUUGGCUUUAUCAAAUGACGAAUUUGACCCUCUCGUCGAGUUAAUAUCUCAAACAGAGGACCGAAAGGCCUUUAAUUACCAGCAUUCGAAAACCGGAAUAACACCACUAAUGGUAUUUGCCCGAAAAGGAAGAGUCAGUGAUAUUUGCAUGCUUCUCUCUCUCGGUGUAGACUGUAAUUUACGAUGCAACGAAGGAAAAACCGCUUACACAUACGCUGCACAAGCGAAUCAAAUAGAAGCUGCCGAUAUUAUCAAUAAGCAUGAUGAGAAGGAAUUUACAUUCUCCGAGGAGGAUCAUAAAUUAAUCGAUGAAUACUUAUCGAAAGUCGACCCUGAACUAGUCGAUAUUGUGCUUAUCGAACAGCUACUGAGGAAAAUAUGUGACGACUCCAUGGAUGGAGCUAUUCUUGUUUUCCUUCCUGGCUGGGAUGAUAUAAAUAAAACGAAAGAUAGAUUAUUAGCUAGCCCUUUCUUUAACAAUUCGUCUAAAUUCGCUGUCUUUGCCCUUCAUUCUAUGGUUCCAUCAGUGGAGCAAAAGAAAGUAUUCAAACGCCCAGCUAUUGGAUGCCGCAAGAUUAUUCUUUCCACUAACAUUGCAGAGACUUCUAUUACUAUUGAUGAUGUUGUGUACGUUAUAGACAGUGGGCGGAUGAAGGAAAAGAAUUACGACCCUUAUAACAACGUGUCCACUCUUCAGUCUUCUUGGAUUUCGAAAGCAAGUAUGAAGCAAAGAGAGGGUCGUGCGGGAAGGUGCCAACCGGGUAUUUGUUAUCAUCUUUAUACGAAACUCCGGGCAGAUUCACUGCCCGAUUUUCAAGUUCCCGAGAUUAAGAGAAUGCCGAUUGAAGAACUAUGCCUGCAGGCAAAGCUUAUCGAUCCAUCUUGCAAAAUUGAAACUUUCUUGAACAAGCUGCUGGACCCACCCAUAAUUGAGACAUUACAAAACGCAAUCACCGUUCUUCAAGACAUAGGCGCACUGACCCCCGAGGAGAAACUCACACUACUCGGUGAGAAGUUCGGAUCUCUGCCUACCCAUCCAGUAACGAGCAAGAUGCUGUUUCUCGCGAUACUAUUGAACUGCCUGGGCCCCGCUUUGACUCUAGCCUGUGCUUCCGAAUAUAGAGACCCAUUCAUCAUACCCAUGCUACCCGAACAAAGAAAGAAAGCCGAUACUGCAAUAUCUGAGCUGGCUUCGUUUUACGGUGGGCAUGGCGACCAAUUAUCUGUCGUGGCGGCUUUCGAGUGUUGGGAAAUGGCUAAGUCAAAAGGCGAAGAAGCUCGUUUUUGUUCGCAGUACUUCAUUUCUUCGGGCACUAUGGUUAUGCUAUCGGGUAUGCGAAAGCAGCUCGAAAGGGAGCUCUUUAGGAAUGGGUUUUUGCCAAAGGAUUCGUCUCGUUUUAGUAGUAAUGCGCGUGAGCCUGGGAUAUUGCAUGCUGUGCUUGUUGGGGGUUUGUAUCCAAUGGUGGGGAGGGUGAUUUCAAAGGGUAAGAAGUUUGUUGUGGAGACUUCGGAUGGGAAUAAGGUUAGGUUGCACCCUCAUUCGGUCAAUUCGAGGCUGUUGUUCAAGAAUUGUACUAGUCAGCCUUUUGUUAUGUUUGAUGAGAUCACUCGUGGAGAUGCUGGGCUUUACAUUAGGAAAUCUAAUGUUGUGGGCUCGCUUCCGCUUUUGUUGUUAGCCAAUGAGAUGGUAGUUGCUCCGACAUGUGAAAAUGAUGGUGAUGGGAAUGGGAAUGGUGGUGGUGAUGGGAAUGGAAAAGGUGACGUGGAUGGUGAUGGGAAUGGGAAAGGUGGCGUGGAUGGUGAUGGGAAUGGGAAAGGUGACGUGGAUGGUGAUGGGAAAGGGAAUGGUGAUGGGGAUGGGAAUGGGGAUGGUGAUGGGGAUAGUGAUGGUGAUAAUAGCAACUGUGAAGAUGAUGAUGGUAGUGAUGAGGAUGAAGAAGAGAUUACCGAUUUGUCGGAAUCGAAGCAAGGGGAGAAAAUAAUGUCUUCGCCGGAAAAUGAUGUUAAGGCUGUCAUUGAUCGGUGGCUACCUUUUGGGUGCAAAGCGCUCGAUGUUGCUCAAAUUUACUGUCUGAGGGAGAGGCUAUCAGCGGCAAUUUUGUAUAAAGUGACACAUUCGAAUGAAGAACUUCCGGAACAUUUGGAGGCGUCUGUAUACGCAAUCGCAAGUAUAUUAGCGAAUGAUGGAAUGAGCGGUGUCUCUUUGCCAACUGAGCCAGUGGACUCUCUCACUACAAGUGUCGGUGAUGCUGAUAUUGGAGGAGAUGCCAAGAAAACCACCGCUACAACUAAAGAGCUGCCCAAAAGUUAUCUCAAGUCUUUAAUGUAUCGCGGUAGGCCCCACAACAACAGCCCGGCUCCGCCACCUCAGCAAAACUACCCGGCUCCGCCACAUCAGCAAAACUACCCGGCUCCGCCACGUCAGCAAAACUACCCGGCUCCACCACGUCAACAAAACUACCCGCCACAGUAUCAUCAGUACAGACAACCUGUAAGUCGCUUCCACACGCCUCCCUCGGAAAGUUACCCUGUGACUGCGCACGGAAUAGCACAAGAACGGGGAAUCUUUCCAAAACGACGACGUGGACAACACUGGUAAUGGUCUUAGAUGAAUCUUUUUUUUUUUCUUUUUUUCUUUUUUCUAAUUUAAUUUUCCCUCAAGACUAUAUUAUUCGUGUUAUAGUUUUUAAUAUAUAAUCUUAUAAUCUUUAACGAUUAUGAAAUCUAUUUCCCUUGGGUGAAGACUAUCGAUUGUCGACAAAUAGGGGGGCUGUGCUUUUGGUUCUUUAGUGCAUAAUUGAUUUAUGCAUUAUUAGUAUUUUGAGAUUUUUGGGUUCGGUUUUGGUUCCGUAUAUAGGAUAUAUAUGCGGUUCGUCAUUUAUACAGUUUAUGUACGUUGUAUGAUUAUUUCGUUUUCGUCGAUGAACAUGGAUUAUUUAUAAUACAAUGGACAUCAAUUCUGCUGGAUAA
Molecule: messenger RNA, 4546 nt
Organism: Erythranthe guttata (spotted monkey flower)
Lineage: Eukaryota; Viridiplantae; Streptophyta; Magnoliopsida; Lamiales; Phrymaceae
Product: DExH-box ATP-dependent RNA helicase DExH6
Cellular component (GO): intracellular anatomical structure
Molecular function (GO): protein binding; ATP binding; RNA binding
Source: RefSeq, a predicted model, not a curated record